AUGACCCAGGGAAAUAGCACCAUGGUGACAGAAUUCACCUUGCUGGGAUUUACUAUCCGCCAAGACCUGCAGUAUGUCCUGUUCCUUGUGUUUCUAUUUGUCUAUGUCACAUCUGUAGUGGGCAAUGUUGGUAUGAUUCUGAUCAUCAAGAUUGACCCCCACCUUCACACUCCCAUGUACUUUUUUCUCCAACACUUGGCUUUUGUUGACCUCUGUUACACCUCCGCCAUCACUCCAAAGAUGCUGCAAAACUUCCUGGUGUCCCACAAUUCUAUCUCAUUCUCGGGAUGUCUGAUCCAAUUGUUGGUUUAUGCUACAUUUGCUACCGCUGAUUGUUACCUUCUUGCGGCCAUGGCCAUAGACCAUUAUGUGGCCAUUUGUAACCCCCUGCACUACCCAGUGGUCAUGUCUCAGAGGGCCUGCAUCCAGCUCGUUGCUGGGUCUUAUGUUAUGGGAUCCCUGAAUGCCUCUAUCCAUACAGGUUUUACCUUUUCUCUGUUCUUUUGUAAUUCCAACACCAUCAAUCACUUUUUCUGUGAUGUGCCCCCACUCCUGGCCCUUUCCUGUUCCAGAAUUAAUAUCAAUGUCAUGCUGUUAAUUGUCUGUGUGGGUUUCAACCUGGUUAGCACUGUGAUGGUAGUGUUCUUCUCCUAUGUGUACAUCCUGGCUGCCAUCUUGAGGAUGCGCUCUGCCGCGGGGAGACACAAGGCCUUCUCCACUUGCGCCUCCCACCUGACGGCUGUCACGAUUUUCUAUGGGACUCUUUCUUACAUGUACUUACAGCCUUCUUCUAGUGAGUCCCAGGAGAAUGAUAAAGUAGUCUCUGUGUUUUACGGCAUCAUCAUCCCCAUGCUGAACCCCCUGAUCUAUAGCCUGAGGAAUAAGGAAGUCAAAGAGGCCCUGAAAGUGAUGGGUAAGACUUGCUUAACAUG
Molecule: messenger RNA, 932 nt
Organism: Vombatus ursinus (common wombat)
Lineage: Eukaryota; Metazoa; Chordata; Mammalia; Diprotodontia; Vombatidae
Product: putative olfactory receptor 5AK3
Exons: 1
Biological process (GO): G protein-coupled receptor signaling pathway; sensory perception of smell
Cellular component (GO): membrane
Molecular function (GO): odorant binding; olfactory receptor activity; G protein-coupled receptor activity
Source: RefSeq, a predicted model, not a curated record